Messenger RNA from Fusarium sp. VM40, 1959 nucleotides. The record is from the annotation of a GenBank genome assembly. Lineage: Eukaryota; Fungi; Ascomycota; Sordariomycetes; Hypocreales; Nectriaceae.
AUGUUGCUGUAUACCAGACUUGCACCGCCCAAGGUACCAAAGAAGCGCUCACGCGCAGGAUGCAGCUAUUGUAAAGAAAAGAAGAAGAAAUGUGAUGAAAUUCGACCCGCAUGCGCUCGAUGCUUAGAACGUGGCCAGGAAUGUGUCUACGAAGCAGUUCGACCUCGUCAAAGGCGCAAGCGCGAUUCAAUUGCUCCUUGCUCGCCAUUUGACACCAAUUCUUCCUCGGGAUCGGACAGAGCUACGCAUAGUUUAGAUUCUCAGAUCACGACAGAAUGGAAUGACGACGUCCACGAUAAAUCAUCUGGCGAAGACUCUCUCGAUGAAUCUCCAACCACAACUCAGCCACCACGACUCAACACAUCUCUGGUCAACCGGGCGGCCAGCAAACAAAUGGGGAUUUCAUCUGAUUGGACUUCGACAGAUUUGCCUCUUGUUUCCCCCUUCGAGUCUAUUGACUUCCAGUUACCUCAAUUUGACGAACCCAAGUAUGAUGUUCAGCAUAUUGAGAAUGGAGAGGAAGAUGUUGAGGAAAUAGUUCGCCGAGAGUCCAUUAACAUCAAUAUUCCCACGACGACAUAUGCAAGUACCUAUGCGCCCGCAUAUGCAACCACUAGCCCCUCCCUGGCUAUGAUUGCCCCUGUUACUGUGCCAUCGCCUCGACUCGAGUUCUGCUCUCCGGUAUUUUCAGAGUUCUCUGGUCGUACCAACCGCCGCGCUCUUGUCGAUCAUUUCUGCAAUGUCUUGUCGCAUCUGAUCGUGUUCCGUGAGGAGAGCGGUAACCCUUUCCAGCAACUUCUUCUCCCCUUGUGCCACGAGAGCCAACCUGUCACCAACGCCGUUUACGCUUUGGCCAGCGCCCACCUCGAAUAUCGUGGAGUUGAGAAUGAUGAAAAGAGCGUCUAUUUCCAUAAUAAGGCUAUCCAAGGCCUAGCGCGCUUGAUUCAGAAAGGAGCAGGAGCAAACCGAAACGAAUUGUUGGCUGCUAUCAUGCUUUUGGUUUACUACGAGGUGUUGGUUCAGAAAGGCCGAUCCAAUAUCGUUGACGGUCAUCUCAAAGGCGCCAUGACUAUUAUGAGCAACAACGGCACCGCCACCGACCCGACAGGCAUCUUUUUGGAGCGGGCUUUCCGUUUUUAUGAUGUGAUCGCAGCUCUUUCGUUUGGGACAGCUCCUUUGUCCAGUGCCCCUGGUACCAACUACCUGGCACCGUUCCCUCCUUUGGAUUCGGGUGGUGCUACGUCUCCCCUCAACAGUGUCGAUACUCUUCUUGGAAUGGCCACCUCCCUAUGGCCAGUGAUCCACCGACUGUCUAAUUUACUAGCUCUGAAAGAUCAACUUGAUGUUGCUGUCGCGAAUGAGGAGGCUUCUAAGGUUGCGGUUCUUCGAUCGGAAUUUGAGACCUCAGCAACAGCCAUUGAGGCGGCGUUAGAGGAAUGGCACCCUGUACUGCCCGAGAAUUCGAUCCUGAAUCAAAAUCCCGAAGAAUUGAGCCCUGAGCAGUCGACAGAAAGGAGUCGCCUCCAAAGCAUUCUAAGCAAUGCUUUGUCUUACCGGCAUUCUGCGUUCGUCUAUCUUUACCGCACCAUCUACAGCUACCCACGCAGACAUCCAAUUGUACAGCGCCAUACCCACAUCAGCUUGACCCAUUGUGUCGGGACCGUCAGCAAUACUGGUCCAAUGAGUGCCCUCCUUUGGCCGCUGUUUGUCGCUGCUUGUGAGGCUACAACACUUUCUGAUCGCGACCUCGCACGCCAGACGUUCAUUGCUAUCAAUCGUCGUCAAGGCAUGACGAACAUUGAUCGGGCAUGGACUAUCGUACAAGAAGUAUGGCGACGUGCGGACAAGGCGGACAUGCUACAACAGCAAGAGGAAGCAAUGAUGAUGGGUGUCCGAAGUGGUGGUGAUCUCUGGCGAAGAGUGAGUGCAGAUAUGGGUGUGACUAUUGUUUUUGGAUAA